Chelmon rostratus (copperband butterflyfish) is the source of this 1085-nucleotide messenger RNA. It is a transcript of the gene npm3, whose product is annotated as nucleophosmin/nucleoplasmin, 3. The record is from RefSeq and is a predicted model, not a curated record. Gene Ontology annotation, cellular component: nucleolus; nucleoplasm; cytoplasm. The transcript is spliced from 5 exons. Lineage: Eukaryota; Metazoa; Chordata; Actinopteri; Chaetodontiformes; Chaetodontidae. Gene Ontology annotation, biological process: chromatin remodeling. The coding region runs from base 92 to 568 and encodes 158 amino acids. Gene Ontology annotation, molecular function: histone binding; RNA binding; chromatin binding.
UCAUCGUUUGCGACGCGCUUGUUAUUUUUCGUGGAGGUUUCAUUCGGCUACAAAGUGUUAACAGCAAACCCCAGUUUAGCGAUCCGGCAAAAUGUCUUACUACGACGACGAAUCAUCAGAUGUCGGACUGGCUGGUCAAUCAAAGUUGGAGAGCUUCCUGUUCAGCUGCGAGCUGUCCUCCAAAGUCCCUUUCUACACUUUCCAAGGAGAUGAAGAGGAGGACCUGGAGCACUUCCUUGAACUCAGAACAGUUUGUCUGGGAGACGGUGCCAAGGUGGAGAGCAAUGUGGUGGAGGUAACGGCCAUGAACCACCAAGGAAAGACUAUCUCAGUGCCCAUCGCCAACCUCCACAUCAGCUGUCUGCCCAUGGUGAGUCUGGGAGAGUUUGAGCUGAAAGCCCCAGUGACCAUCCGGCUCAAGGCCGGGACAGGACCAGUGACUGUCAGCGGGUUGCACCUCAUCGCCUCGCAGGUCGAAGAGUCGGACCUGUCUGAUGAGGAAUUCGAAGAUGAGGACGAGGAGGAGGAAGAGAUCACCCCCAUUAAACCAGCAAAGAAGAAGCAGUAGGCGGAGGAGGCCGCCGAUGGAUUUUUGGAAUGGCCUCUCUCGCUCGCUGAUGUGUUUUAUGAAAUGACGCAGCUUUUUGUACCAGACGGACACGUUUUACAAAUUUAGUACUUCCUCCACGCAGCUGAACAUGCUGUCGGAGGAAGGGACAUCAUGACGGACUCUGACAUUCUCUCGCUGGUUUCUCACUGGUCUCUGCAGUGUAUUAAACUGCGGCUCAGACCGCCACUCGUAGAAGAACUGUUUUUGCUAUGAAAUGCUACCCGGUGUUUUAUACUGUGUAUGAUAUGGUUACCAGUGACAUGGAUUUAUUGCACCAGUGGUGGAAAACGUGUUUUACCACCAGUGGAUUCAGGUAUUGUUUCGAAGAUACUGUUCUUGUAAAAGUAAAAACAUUGCGUGUGUGUGUGAGUGUGUGUGUGUGGGGGGGGAAGGCUUUCCAGAUUAAUUCCAACUAAAUGGUGCAAUCAGAUGAUUUACACACAUAAAGUUUAUUAAAUGUUCAACAGUAUCUCCA